AUGUCACCUCUUGUGGUGCAGACCACAGAUCCUCUCUGCUCUCACGCCCCACUUCACUUCUCAGUCAAACCUCAAGCAAGAUAUGAUGCAACGCGACAUGCCGCUUCAAGGCUGUUGUACAUUUCCGACUGGAAGCUGAACUCGGAGUCUGCACGAGAUCAACCCAGACUACGAAAUUUGUUGGGCCACCUCUCUGUCCACGACCAGGCAAGGUCAAUCACACAUACCCAAACCAGGUCACCACCACCUGAACCAGAGCAAAGUAACGAGCUGUCUACCUACCUCCAACAAGUGCCCUCGUUCCGAGAAUUCCAGGCCGCCAUCGAAGUGCAGCUGGCGACCAUCGUGCAGAUCACAGCCGCAGCAGCUCAGCUGAAAUUUGUGAACAACCAUCGAUAUGAGGCGGCCGAGGAAGACAGCGAUUGCGACAGCUACGAGGGCGACUGGAGCGACGAGGAUACCGCGGCUGAAAGCGAUGAUAGCUUGACGGACAACGACAGCCUGGGCACAGCGUCGGAAUGCAGUAGCCCAACCUCGUGUUCCAGCAAGGUUCGACAUGGCGACGGCGACGAGGAGGAGCUGGAUCUGUGGGCUCUGCGCCCAAUGGCACCGUAUAUGAGGGAGCAGCCAGUUCUUUCGUGA
Capronia coronata CBS 617.96 is the source of this 642-nucleotide messenger RNA. RefSeq lists its product as uncharacterized. Bases 1 to 642 code for a protein of 213 amino acids. The transcript has a single exon. NCBI's taxonomy places the organism in Eukaryota, Fungi, Ascomycota, Eurotiomycetes, Chaetothyriales, Herpotrichiellaceae. The record is from RefSeq and is a predicted model, not a curated record.